This is a messenger RNA of Laetiporus sulphureus 93-53, 1517 nucleotides long. RefSeq lists its product as uncharacterized. Gene Ontology annotation, cellular component: nucleus. The transcript has 7 exons. Gene Ontology annotation, biological process: ubiquitin-dependent protein catabolic process; mitotic cell cycle checkpoint signaling; protein ubiquitination. The record is from RefSeq and is a predicted model, not a curated record. Gene Ontology annotation, molecular function: ubiquitin-protein transferase activity. The coding region runs from base 1 to 1365 and encodes 454 amino acids. Lineage: Eukaryota; Fungi; Basidiomycota; Agaricomycetes; Polyporales; Laetiporaceae.
AUGGAAUUCUCAGACCUUAGUCAAGACUUGGUUGACAAGAUUCUCGUCAGCCUGACCGACUUCAAGUCGCUUGCCGCAACUAUCCUCACCUCGAAGCAUGUCUAUGACGUCUUUCAAACACGCCCAAAGUCUAUCGUCGCCGCCGUCGCUUGCAACGUUGUCGGCCACGCUGACGUCCUACCCGCUGCUGUGAGAAUGGUCCGAGCAUAUCAAGACAGCAACGAUCCCGAAAGUGAUGAAGAUACCGACGAAGACGACGACUACGAUGAAGAAGAGAAUGAAGAACGUCCCGAAGACGAACAGUGUGGACCUCCUCCGCCAGAGGACGACGUGAUGCGCAUGUCCCUAACCCGCACACAGGCUGAAUCACUCGUCGAUCACGCACCGAUUUUGCAGGAACUUGAGAAUUUCUUCAGCUGGAUGCACAAGGACCGCAUGUCCUCUGCGAGUAUGCUCGCCGAGGACGAGUCGGUGAGCUUCCGGCGUGCAAUGUACCGCCUAUGGCUCUAUCGCAAGCUGUUCAAGCAUCCGAGAUAUUUUUUCAACCUGCAGCAGCCUGAUGACGAACAAUACCGCAAGGUUAUUCGGCCACGCUUGGACUUUCUCACGGCGUUCCCGCUAGAGGAGCUGCAUGAUAUCUGGCGCGCAGUGUCGUUCACCACGGAGCUGCUUCAAUGGGCGACUACAGUCUGCCGAGAUGUGCUCCUUGCUCCAGAUAGCUACCGGUCUGCUAUCCGGCGCAUCUUCCCCUAUCUGCAGGGUGGCAGGUGGCAGCCGCAGCUCUUCGAGGCUGUGUAUGCUAGCAUCCUGGAAAAGGCCGAGAUAGGUGCUGAGGACCGCGAUGCGGCGACGGCAAAGGCGAUCUUGCGCAAGGUCGUCGGAGAGCAUGAUGCCUGCGAUCGCUGCCACUCUGUACAAGGGCCCAAGCUCUUCGGGGCAAAUAAUUGGGGUCUCCUCCAUGGGCACCUUAGCCCAUCAAUAUUCGAGACGCUGCUCCAUGGCAGACUUCGCUACAAUAUUUGGGAAAUGAUGAGGAUGUACGAAAUCCUAUUCGCGCAGGAGAACGGCACGGUCAGCUUUCGAUCGCCGAACUACAACCAGGUCAUGGAGGGGCUGUUCGAUACCGUUGUUCCCGGGGAGGGGGACGCGCCAGAUGUGUGGUCGAAGGACGGUUGGUACUGCUUGGAAUGCGUCCGGACGCUCUUUAAGGAGCGGCUCAUGUGGUAUUGGCGCGCAAAGAAGGAGGAGGCGGGAAUACCUAUCCUCGAGGAUUGCUGGUACGGGUACAACUGCCGGACUCAGUCGCAUAAGGAGCAACACGCGAAGAGGCUUAACCACCUCUGCGUGCCUACACGCGGCGACUAGAUCUCCAAUGAACAGGAAGACGGGUACGCUAGUCGAAACAUGAACGAUGAACAUGUAUAUCUUGACCGUGUUUGAGUUGGACAUUGUCUAUAGAUUCUGGACUAUAUGUGUGCUUGGGAUGAUCAUAUUUAUUGGAGGAAAUUGUAACCGUG